AAGAGAAGUUAGGAAACUUUCCCUUCCCUGGCAAGAGCAGGCUGUUCCCUUGCAGCAUGCAGUAUGCAAGUUAAAAGCAGUUACACUUUCUGGCCCAUCCACCUGACAGCCCUAGUCCUGAGUGCCAGAGUAGGGGACACAGUGCCAGCAUGUCCCCUCCUGCCCCACUGCCUGUGGUGUCACAUUCACCACCCUUAGAGCAGGGGCAUGCAGCUCAAUUGCCUGACAUGAAGUGGGUCACAUACAGGCUCUGCCUGCAGGAUCCUGACCCCAUUCUGUCUGGGUGUGCCCAAAACAUGGGCACGAGCCUGAAGGAAGAGCCAGUGGGAAUGUGCCGUGCACCUUUGACCUUAGGACAUGCCAGCUCUGUGAUUGCUUGGGCGGGAGCAUGUGGCUGUAUAAAAUCCCUGGAGGAGACCUUGCUCUGGCAGUGCGAGCCGGUCUCUGUGCACAAUGGCUGACCCCAGGGAGCCUGAGAAUGGGGCAGUUGAGCUGGGCACCCCUAAUGCCGCUGCCCCCACAGGGACCAUGUCCACCCGGCGCCUGCGCAGCGAGGACUACAAUGACUACAGUUCCACAGAUGUCACACCCGAGGGGAGCCCUCCCGACGGCAUGAACGGCUUCGCCCACCCCGAGUCCUACCAGCGCUUCGGGGAGACCAAUGGCACAACGUGGUACCAGACCCUGAUCCAUCUGCUGAAGGGGAAUAUUGGGACGGGGCUGCUGGGGCUGCCUCUGGCUGUGAAGAAUGCUGGCAUCCUGCUGGGUCCUCUGAGCCUGCUGGUGAUGGGAGUCGUGGCUGUGCACUGCAUGGGCAUCCUGGUGAAAUGCGCCCAUCACUUCUGCAACAGGUUCCAGAAGCAGUUUGUGGACUAUGGAGGUGCUGUGAUGUACGGGCUGGAGGCAACUCCCAGUGCCUGCCUGAGGACACAUGCCAUCUGGGGAAGGCGUGUAGUGGGACUUUUCCUGAUCAUCACUCAGCUGGGUUUCUGCUGCGUGUACUUUGUCUUUCUGGCGGACAAUCUAAAACAGGUUGUGUCUGCUGCAAAUGGGACCACCAAUGACUGCAGCUCAAACAGGACGGUGGUGAUGACCCCCACCAUGGACUCCCGCCUGUACAUGCUUUCCAUCCUGCCUUUCGUGGUGCUGCUCACGUUUAUCCAGAACCUCAAGGUCCUGUCCAUCUUCUCCAUGCUGGCCAAUGUGGCCAUGCUUGUCAGCCUUGUUGUGAUCUACCAGUACAUUGUCAGGGACAUUCCUGAUCCCAGAAACCUGCCUCUAGCAGCAGCCUGGAAGACCUACCCCCUGUUCUUUGGCACUGCAAUCUUUGCUUUUGAAGGCAUCGGCGUGGUGCUGCCUCUGGAAAACAAGAUGAAGAAGCCCCGGCAGUUCCCAGUCAUCCUGUACGUGGGGAUGACCAUUGUCACCAUCCUGUACAUCAGCCUGAGCGUCCUGGGCUACCUGCGCUUCGGGGCAGACAUCCAGGCCAGCAUAACACUCAACCUGCCCAACUGCUGGCUGUACCAAGCUGUCAAGCUGCUCUUCUCCUUUGGGAUUUUCUUCACCUACGCCGUGCAGUUCUACGUGCCUGCCGAGAUCAUCAUCCCUCCCCUGGUGGCCCGGGUGUCGGAGCGCUGGGGCUGGCUGGUCAACCUGCUCCUCAGGAUGGCCCUGGUCUGUGUGACCUGCGUGCUGGCCAUCCUCAUCCCGCGCCUGGACCUCGUCAUCUCCCUGGUGGGCUCUGUCAGCAGCAGCGCCCUGGCUCUCAUCUUCCCCCCGCUGCUGGAGAUCGCCACCUACUACUCCGAGGGCAUGCACCCCCUGGUCAUUGCCAAGGACAUCGCCAUCAGCCUCUUUGGCUUCGUGGGCUUCGUGGUGGGCACCUACGAGGCGCUGGUGGAGCUGGUGGCACCCGCGGCCACCGUGGUGAACGCCACCACUGUCCUGGUGCAGUGACCGUCCCCUCGCCCC
This is a messenger RNA of Ficedula albicollis (Collared flycatcher), 1971 nucleotides long. Its product is annotated as proton-coupled amino acid transporter 1. Gene Ontology annotation, molecular function: amino acid:proton symporter activity; L-proline transmembrane transporter activity; L-alanine transmembrane transporter activity. The record is from RefSeq and is a predicted model, not a curated record. Gene Ontology annotation, biological process: glycine transport; proline transmembrane transport; L-alanine transport. Gene Ontology annotation, cellular component: vacuolar membrane. The transcript is spliced from 10 exons. Bases 454 to 1956 code for a protein of 500 amino acids. NCBI's taxonomy places the organism in Eukaryota, Metazoa, Chordata, Aves, Passeriformes, Muscicapidae.